AAGCUUUUCCCUGUUUCCGUUUUCAGUUUCGGUUUCCCUUUUGCUUUCGUUCCUUCCUCCUUCAGUUCACCUCACACCCAUAAGCCCCCAUGAUUCUCUUCGUCCAAUACUCAUCGCCAUUCUCUCCAAAACUCGUUUCAUUGCAACGCUAUGGUCUUCCUCUCUUCUUCUUCUUUUUCUUCUUCACAAUUCUGCUUACUUCACUUGAUUUCUUCUUCCGUUACUCCGACGAAGCAUAAUUGGGUAAAUCUCCCUAUCAUAUUGUGUUGAGAUUUUUGAACCGUUUCUUAACAGAUAAUCCCUAAUUCACAGGCUAGUCAGUUUUUCCGCGUAACCCAGAUCCGAAAAUUUCUUAUUCUCUCUUCCUCUUCCUAUUUCCGGAAUAUUUUCUCCGUAGGAUCUUUACUUGCUUAUCCGUUCUUUUGUUUCACAGCUCACAUUCCUAAUCCAGAAAAGUAAAAAGUGCAAUUCUUGUCUGUUCGUUGAGAUAGUUGUAUCGCUUAGUUGGGGCACCUGCUUCGUUGGUGGCAUUGACACGUUUAUAGCAGAAAAAACAUUGGAGAGCAACCAUUUCAGAGCCUUCCGGAUUAUGAAGGCGAGAUUUCCAUGAUCCACAUUUACCAACUGCGGUUUGGUUUCGCAACUGCUUACAACUUAUACGGCUUUAGUGUUCACCUUUAAACCAUCUUCUUGCAAAGUGGGUGCUCGUGACUCGGAUUCUCGCUGACGAUAUGCGUAUUGGUGAUUUGCGGAUCUGGCUAUCUCUCGUUUCACUGCAGUGAAAGAGAAGCAUUGAGUUUAGUUCAUUUUCUUGAGCAUAAAUUGGUGAUAUAGCAUUCUGAGGAGGAUCAAAACAUUUUAGCGCAGAGCAUUUUGAAUUUGUUUAUGUGAAAGUGACGAUUUUGACUGAUUCGAGUGGUGUUCGAGAAAUUUUGGGGCCUGUAAACUGGUGUUAUGGGUUGUAUAUGCUCGAAAGGGAAAUCUUCAGAUGAUUACGUUGCUGAGAACCAUACCAGAGACAAGGAUACGAAGGCUAAUAGAAUCUCAAAACAUUUGAGUUCGGGAGAGAAGGUAGCAAUAGAGGCUGAUGGUAGUGGUAAUGAUGCGACUACACGGUUGAUAUCUAAUCCGUCUCGGGAUGGAACUUCAGGGUCCACUUCCGUUUCAUCAGAUGAGGGGGAGAAGAACGGAGAAACAGAGACUACUGCAAAGCCUGCAAAACAACUGGUUCAUAUGGCCUCAAACAUGGGAAUUGGAAAUGGAGGACAAGGACAACCUAAGAUGGCUAGGAUAGUUACCGUACCUAAAGGGGAAAGAGGAGCUCAAGUUCUUGCUGGCUGGCCUUCUUGGCUUACUGCAGUUGCAGGGGAAGCCAUUAAUGGGUGGAUACCUCGCAGAGCAGACGCAUAUGAGAAGUUGGAAAAGAUUGGGCAGGGAACUUACAGCAGUGUUUACAGAGCUCGUGAUCUUGAAACAAGCAAAAUUGUUGCAUUGAAGAAGAUUCGAUUUGCUAAUAUGGAUCCAGAAAGUGUUCGUUUUAUGGCAAGAGAAAUUAUUGUACUGCGGAGGCUUGAUCAUCCAAAUGUCAUGAAACUUGAAGGCAUCAUUACUUCACGGGUAUCAGGUAGCUUGUACCUCGUUUUUGAAUAUAUGGAACAUGAUCUUGCAGGGCUUUCAGCAACACCUGGCAUCAAGUUCACUGAAGGGCAGAUCAAAUGUUACAUGCAACAGCUGCUUUGUGGUAUUGAGCACUGCCACAGUCAUGGUGUUCUGCAUCGAGACAUCAAGGGCUCAAAUCUUCUGAUUGACAAGAAUGGCAUUCUAAAGAUUGGUGAUUUUGGGCUAGCAACUUUCUUUGAGCCUUCUAAGGCUCAGGUUUUGACAAGUCGUGUGGUUACCUUGUGGUACCGACCACCGGAACUCCUACUGGGAGCCACAAAUUAUGGAGUUGCGGUGGACUUGUGGAGUGCUGGUUGCAUUCUUGCAGAGUUGUUUGCCGGAAAGCCUAUAAUGCCUGGACGAACAGAGGUGGAGCAACUUCACAAAAUCUUCAAACUCUGUGGAUCACCAUCUGAAGAAUACUGGAAGAAGUCAAAGCUACCACAUGCAACAAUUUUCAAACCUCAACAUCCCUACAAACGUAUUGUUGCUGAGACAUUUAAGGAUUUUCCUCCAUCAGCAUUAAGCCUUUUGGAAGUCCUCCUUGCUAUUGAACCAGAGGAUCGAGGAACUGCUUCUUUAGCACUUCAGAGCGAGUUCUUUGCAACUAAGCCCCUUCCUUGUGAUCCUUCAACUUUGCCAAAAUAUCCACCAAGUAAGGAGUUUGAUGUCAAGAUUCGACAAGAAGAAGCCAGAAGACGAAGAGCAGCAAAUAAUAAAAGAAAUGCAGAGGAAUCAGCUAGCAAGGUUUCCAAAGAAUCUAAAGCUGUUCCAGCACCUGAUGCUAAUGCUGAGUUACGGUCAUCAAUUGAGAAGAGACAAGGGCAGGCUAACCCUAAAUGUAUCAGUGAGAAGUUCAAUCCUGAUGAGGAUGGUGGUUCUGGCUUCCCUAUUGAACCUUCAAAGACAAGAGCACUUAAUGCUUUCUCUCAUUCUGGUCAGUCCAUGCAUCCAAGUGUCUAUGGAUCUUCACGCAAUAUGAAUUCAAACAAGGAAGAGUCUGUUGCUGGCCCUGGUCAUGUGUAUGAUUCGGGAAAUCCUGUGGGGUUGAGAAAACAGAGAUCCUACAUGAACAGGAAUGCUGCCCAAUUGUCAAGAUUUUCUAAUUCAGUUGCCAAUGAAGGUGGUUUAAAGCUUGAUAUGAGUGGAGAUGCUAGUGUGAGUUCACAGUGGCCAGAUGAUUGCUUUGGCACACGAUAUGACCAUCUUGUUGAUGACGAAUCCAACCAAUUGCUCAAGUCUUUACACAAGAAGGACAUACAUCCUUGCGCAAAGGAGCCUUCCAAGGCAUUUGCCCCAAAAAAUGGUCAAAUAUACUAUUCAGGACCGCUAGUCCCUGGAGGUGAAAAUCUCGAUGAAAUACUUAAGGAGAAUGAAAAGCAAAUCCAGCAAGCAGUCCGCAAGGCACGCUUGGAUAAGGUCAAGAUAAGUAAGUGUGACAGUGACAAUGGCCAAACUGAAUCUCUACUUCACCAUGUUGGAAAUCGAUAGUGAGAUUUCGAAGAAGAUGGCUUUGAUGCUCUGACUUGGGAUGCAUGUGCCCAUAUAAUUUUUCUGGAAUUUUGUCAAACCUUGAUGCUGAGAAUUCAGAAUUAACUUCAGGAAUCAUGGUCAUGGAGCAUCCUCAUCAAAGGUCCUCGGAACACCAAUGAUUAUGGCUUCUGUCUCAGUUCUAACCAACAAUCUGUUGUUGUUUGAAGCUGGAUAGCACGAUGAGCAGAUGAAAUCGAUGGCCAAUGGGAGUUUGACUGUUUAAUGUUUGAUAGUUAUUUAGACUAACUCACCAGAAAAUUGUUUUGUUUCUAGAUGGUGAGGUUUUCUGCUGAGAAUUGAUCAGUUGCUCAAUAUUUAACUUGUACAGGUGAAGUUGAUUUUGUUGAAGCAGAUUACACUUAUUCGAAAUGCAAAAUGCAUUAGGUUUGCCAUCUUUAAUCGAAAUGGAAUUGUUAUCUUGUCAACCUCUCAGAAAGAAAGCUCGCAAUAUAUCAUAUCUAUUAUCAGUUUGUAAUGCACUUCAUAACAUUCUGCUUCUCUAGGCUAAAGAUCAAAUUUGUAUAGUGAUUUUUUCUUGAUAAUGAUUUACAUAUAUUCAAUGUCCUGUAUGCAGAUCUUUUUCUGUAAUUAUAAAGGAAUUUACUUAUUUUCAA
Molecule: messenger RNA, 3806 nt
Organism: Prosopis cineraria
Lineage: Eukaryota; Viridiplantae; Streptophyta; Magnoliopsida; Fabales; Fabaceae
Product: probable serine/threonine-protein kinase At1g09600
Exons: 9
Coding region: 955-3150 (731 amino acids)
Biological process (GO): protein phosphorylation; positive regulation of transcription elongation by RNA polymerase II
Cellular component (GO): nucleus; cyclin-dependent protein kinase holoenzyme complex
Molecular function (GO): RNA polymerase II CTD heptapeptide repeat kinase activity; ATP binding; cyclin-dependent protein serine/threonine kinase activity
Source: RefSeq, a predicted model, not a curated record